This is a messenger RNA of Phragmites australis (common reed), 835 nucleotides long. RefSeq names its product dirigent protein 1-like. The record is from RefSeq and is a predicted model, not a curated record. The transcript has a single exon. Lineage: Eukaryota; Viridiplantae; Streptophyta; Magnoliopsida; Poales; Poaceae. Bases 51 to 635 code for a protein of 194 amino acids.
GCUUGGACAGACAGACUCCAGCCACCAACACAGUGAGUCACAAACUCACAAUGGCCACAGCAAAGCAGCAACUGCAGCUUCUCGUCACAGUAGUACUCGCUCUCUUACUCGCCGGGGACGUGGUCUCCGCCCGUCGGCGACCGGUGCACCUGCGGCUCUACAUGCACGACAUCAUCGGCGGGCCGGAGCGGACGGCCAUCCGGCUCAUCUGGGGAGUCGGGCCGCCGCAUACGUCCAUGCCGGGCAGAUGCUUCGGCGACACGGUGGCGAUCGACGACCUCGUCACGGAGGGCCCCGGCAUCGACUCCAAAGCCGUCGGCCGGGCGCAGGGGACGUACAUGCUGACCUCCCAGCACGAGUCGGUGAUCGUGGUGGCCAUCACCGUCGUGCUCACCGAGGGCCCCUACAACGGCAGCACCAUCGUCGUGGCCGGCCGCGACCGCAUCCAUGAUGAGACGAGGGAGCUCGCGGUGGUCGGCGGGACGGGUCAGCUCCGGCAGGCCGCCGGUUACGUGCUGUGGACGACGGCCAAGCUGGAGUCGAAGCUGCAUAUGGUGCUGGAGCUGGACGUGCACGCGUCUGUGCCGGCGAACGCUGCUGCUGCUCGCGGCCAUUCGUCACUUGCGAGCGAGUAAAACGCAAACAUCUAUCUCAACCGCAAUUUCGAACAGAGCCUGCUGCUUUUUUUUCAUCUUCUUGUAUUUCUUUUCUUUUUCUCUCUCUUGAGAAUAAGAAAUUAAAAGGGCUAGCUGAUACCGGCCCCAGCUUCUCUUGUAUUGUAUGGAUAUGGAAAUCAGCCAGGCUCCAGAUGAUCUGCCGUUGUGAUCUUUCAUCA